Messenger RNA from Orbicella faveolata, 1737 nucleotides. Its product is annotated as cysteine dioxygenase type 1-like. NCBI's taxonomy places the organism in Eukaryota, Metazoa, Cnidaria, Anthozoa, Scleractinia, Merulinidae. Gene Ontology annotation, molecular function: cysteine dioxygenase activity; ferrous iron binding. Gene Ontology annotation, biological process: L-cysteine catabolic process. The record is from RefSeq and is a predicted model, not a curated record.
UGCUAGGUUACACUAUGACGUCAGGCAUGUAACAAAUCUUUGCGCGCGCACACGUGUGAGUAAUUGCCUUGUUGGCGGGCUAGUUUGUGAGAGGUGGGAAACUUCACUUCGUUAUGGAGCCUAAAAGGUGUUUAGAGCCUCCUGAAUCGAUGGAGGACGUUGUAAAAGGUCUUCAUGUUCUUUUUGAAGAAGACCGCGUCAAUGUUGAGCAGGUUAUUUCGUUUUUAGAGUCAUAUCGAUCAAACCCGGCUGAUUGGGCAAAAUACGCGAACUACGAUCCUCACCGGUACACAAGAAACUUAGUAGACGAAGGAAAUGGAAAAUUCAACUUGAUCGUAUUGUGUUGGGGAGAAGGCCAAGGGAGUUCUAUUCAUGAUCACACUGAUGCCCACUGCUUCCUGAAGGUGCUAGAUGGAAGACUUAAAGAAACACAGUAUCCAUGGCCCUCAGACUCUGAGCCUGAGAAACCUCUGGAACCAACAGCGUCAAGAUUUUAUGAGACUAAUGAAGUCAACUACAUCAAUGACAGCAUAGGUCUUCAUCGUGUGGAGAACGUUAGCCAUACUGACACAGCUGCAUCACUUCAUGUCUACAUCCCAGCAUUUGACAUGUGUCAGUCAUUUGACCAGCGCACAGGAUACAAGCGGAAAUGUCAAGUGACAUUCUGGAGCAAGUUUGGCUCGAGAACACCUUAUAAACCAAGCUCAUGUGCCAACUAAUGCUAUCCACAAGAAAAGAAGUAUAUGUGUUUUCACUGUAAGGAAUCUUUGAGAAACAAUACAUGUACAUCCCAACAGGGAUUGGUCAACAUUUAUGAUACUUAAAAUACUUCUGAUAUUUACUGCAAAUAUGAAAAUAUGAACAUAUAAAAAUAUGAGCUAUAUUACACGUACUUAAAGGUUUCAAAACUACUUUUAAGUUUACAGGCCUCGAAAAAAGUGCCAUCUGGUCAUCUGGGACAAGUAGAUUCUCCUUAGAACUGGGCAAGUGACUUUUCACUCGUACUUGCCCCAUGGGCAAGGGAUCAGGCAAGUCGUCUGACAAAUAAAUCAUUAAAAGAUCAAACUAUGACUUGCCAGGGCAAGCAAACUUUAAGAGCUACUUAUCCCAAGGGCAAGCUGGAAUUCAAGGUUUUUUUUGAGUCCUGAGUUUAAUGUUUGCCUAUUUGAUCUAAACAUGUACAUGCUUAGUUUUCAUUUUGUAGGCUUUUGAUAGUUUUGAAUUUUGCCUUCAUUGUACGUGCUAAACUCUAUUUAAUGUAUAGAACAGUAUUUUAUUACUGAAAAAACUAAAUGUCUAACAUCAAAUGAUAAAGUUCCUAUUCUCUGUAUGCCACAUGAAAUUAACCUAUGUAGCCAGAGUGAAGCACUCUACACAGGCUACAUGAAAUUCAAUUUACUUUAAAAAAAGAGACAAGUGCAGGGAACAGAGUGUUGUUAUAAAGUUAAGUGAUUGUUAGAAUGCCAUGGGCUAAAACGUUGAAAAAUGUUACAAAGUAUACAUUGAUAUUGGAAUAGCAAUAAUUAAGUUUUGGUCUUACCUAGGAAGACUUUAAACAAAUCAUAUUUUCUUAUGAAAUUCAUAGAUUGUUCGCUUUAUUAAGACUGUAUUUUGUAGUUGGAUAUUUUACGCAAGUUAAAAACUGUUUGUUAAGUCCUUGUUGACUAUUAAAAUGUACUUCACAGGUGUGAAAACCUUUGGAAUGAAAAAAAGUUAUUAAAGCAGUUGUUGAUUGUA